ACGUCGGCGCGGUCACGUGCCUCGCUGCAGUCACCUCCUUCCUCCGGAGUGUCAGUGCGCUCCAAGAUGGCGGUAGAGGUCGGCCGGACUCGUGUUAGCCGGCACUGAGUGCGGAGAGAAAGGUCAAGCUAACUGAGACAGAGAGGGCUGCGGGAAGAGGACGGACCCGCGCCUUGGCGCCACAGGGAUAGCGAGGUGCCCUUGAGGAAGACGGAGGAGGACAAGGAGGAGAGAGGGAAGAGGUGGCCGGCCGGGGCCAUGUUCUCGGUACUCUCCUAUGGCAGGUUGGUGGCCAGAGCGGUGCUCGGAGGACUCUCACAGACCGACUCCCGGGACUACAGCCUGGUGACCGCCAGCUGCGGCUUCGGGAAGGAUGCCAGGAAGGGGAUCCUAAAGAAAGGCAUGUGCUACGGGGACGACGCCUGCUUCAUCGCCCGGCACCGCACCGCCGAUGUCCUGGGUGUGGCUGAUGGAGUGGGUGGCUGGAGAGACUAUGGGGUUGACCCCUCUCAAUUCUCAGAGACUCUUAUGCGCACAUGUGAACGUUUGGUUAAGGAAGGACGGUUUGUGCCAACCAAUCCUGUUGGGAUUCUCACCUCCAGUUACCGUGAAUUGCUUCAGAACAAAGUACCUUUACUAGGAAGCAGCACUGCUUGUCUAGUGAUUCUCGAUAGAACAAGUCAUCGAUUACACACAGCAAACUUGGGUGAUUCUGGGUUUCUAGUGGUACGAGCAGGAGAAGUUGUACAUCGGUCAGACGAACAGCAACAUUACUUCAACACUCCAUUCCAGUUGUCAAUAGCACCGCCUGAAGCUGAGGGAGUUGUUCUUAGUGACAGCCCUGAUGCUGCAGACAGUAGUUCAUUUGAUGUCCAGCUCGGUGACAUCAUUCUUACAGCCACUGAUGGACUUUUUGAUAACAUGCCUGACUACAUGAUUCUUCAGGAGUUAAAAAAGUUAAAGAAUGCAAACUAUGAAAGUAUACAGCAGACAGCCCGCAGCAUUGCAGAGCAAGCUCAUGAUCUAGCCUAUGAUCCCAAUUACAUGUCGCCAUUUGCACAAUUUGCAUGCGAUUAUGGACUGAAUGUCAGAGGAGGAAAGCCAGAUGACAUCACUGUUCUUCUUUCGAUUGUAGCUGAAUAUACAGACUGAGAUGCCUGAAACAUCUGCUACAAAUUUUAUUUUUGUAUUCCUGUACAAUCCUAGGACUAAUGAUUUGUUGCACUGUAUCCUGCUGGCAGGACUGCAAUUUACUUUUCAGUGUAUUUUCAAAGGCCUGUUCUGAAAGUAAUGAAAUGCUGUCCACAAAUGAAGACUGGGGUCUUCAUAGGAACCACUACUGUCUAAUGCUUAGGUAUUGCUUACAGAAGGGACUUGCCUCAAAUGCUAUAUUCCAAUUCUAGUCUUAUACACUUGCAUGCUUUGGGGGGUGUAGGCACAUAUGUAACAGUGUGUUUGCCUCAUGACUUGUGUGCUGUGCAGCAACAACACUGAGCCUUAUUUAUCAGUUAUUUCAACUGUGUUGCCCUAGAGAAACCCACUUGAUCCAAAUAUACAUGUUGCUGCUGGCGUUUUUACAGCACAGGUGUAACUUUUGGAAUUUGGCAAUAGGGAAAUACAAACAGUACAAAGUUCACAAUUUUUCAAUAAGUGGGGCUCGCUACUGGGCUGUAUUAUGUAAACUGGGACAACUAGAACAAAAGUGGAGGAGUUGCCAGAACAACCAAUCACUACAUAUUAAGAUUACAUUCAUCAAGUUACCGUGUACCACUUGACCAGUUUUCCUAACAGUCCUUAUGAUCAAAUAUCAUUUCUGUACCAAAGCUGAUAAGUUACACUGGGAUCGUAAGCUCGGAAUAGUAGGCUGCACCUCAGUUCCCAAGGAAGAAGGAAACCUUCAUGUAGAGACUUACUGCAACAUCUAUUGCUGAUGUCCUUGUAUAGAUAGUUACUUGACUGCGAUACUUUCCCUAACUGACCUGAAACAAGCAUGCAGAUCGUACAAGUUAGAGUGAAGUUAGAACUCCAGAUCGGAAUAAUCAGUCAUUCACAAAGAGUAUUGAAGCUGUCAGAUCAGCAUGACAGGCAGUGAGCUAGUAUUUCUAAGAAUAAGUCAUCAGUAGCAGCCUCCACACAUCCUCAGUACAGACCUAUAAAGGAAAUCUAUCAGAAUUAAAUACUGGGAGCUUUAAUUUCACUAGUUGUAAAGGUGCUUACUCGUAGACUAAUCCUUAUUUUACUUACUGGUGGGUCACUACCACAAAACAAGCAUGUGCACCUCUGACAUCAGGACACCUUACAAUACAGUACACGUUCUUCUCACAGAUCCAUGAUUCAUCAAGUCGUAAAAUAAAAAUUGUAAUAACAGCCCAGAAAUAUGCAUCCUUCUAAAACUAGUUAUCAAUGGCGGUUCCAUAUUUCUGUCAUGAUUGGUUCCUUUAAGUUGCCUUGCUAAUUUAGUAAGGAAUGCAGACUGUACAGCAGGUAUGCAGUCAGUGUUCCUGAAUAUAUGCACGUGUAUGACACGCACACGUCAAUUGUCGAUAAGUCGGUGAGAAGCCAGUGCACUGCAGAAUAACUGCACCGCUGCAUAAGUGUGUGUGUGUGACCCACCAUGUGCAGAUUCAAUCUAAUACAUGUUGAUUUUUGUAAAAAGCAUUGUUAAUUUUAUGGAGAGAAAAAAUUCAGUGCUUUUUACAGUAAUGUAAAGUGUUCUAUUGCCAAAAAGCACACUUGGAAAACCUCAAAGGCUAUUAGAAAUAGUUUUCAUGUUUUAUAUUUUGAUCGAUUUGAUGUUUCUGAAGUUGAACGAAACUUCAGUUUGGCUACCAUCCUAAAUCACAUGACCUUGGCUAGAAACCUUUGAUAUACUGAAUUGUUGUAUAAUACACGGAGUUCCUUCCAGUGUUAUGUAAUCGCUAACUUGACUUAAAGCCAUGUUUAUAUAUGUGUUAUAUACAGAUUUGUAUAUAAUAUAUAUUUUGGGUAACAUUAGUGAUUGUGCAGUGAAGAUGUAUUUGUCACUGAUCUAUUUUGGAAGUAACUUUCUUAUCAAAAUAUUCUUAUUGGAUUUAAGUUUGCUUCUCAAAAUUAUUCUUUGACUGUACCUUUAUUGCAUUUUAUGUGCUGUGUGUGUGUGUUACCUCAUAUUGUACAUAUUUUUUUUUUUCACGUUUGUGAAAUUGUACUGUAUAUUUGCAUACCCAUGUCAAGCGCUUUAUUUAAACAUGUUUUUAACAUGUACCAUGUACAUGUAAUGUUGCACAUCAUGCUUGUAACAGGCAUUGAUUUCAUAAUGAUGAGAGGUUAGUUUGCAAGCAGUCAAAAAAAAAUUGUGUUCUCUUGCUAAUGUGGUAUGUUGUCCACCUGAGGUCACCUUAAAUGACUUUGGAUAUUGCCUUAACUGCUGAAAACUUGAUAAAGCAGCAAAAACCAGCAUAUGAAAUCACAAAGAACAUGGUUUUUACAUUUCUUUGGCUUUUUAACAAGCCUUAUAAUUCUCAUCUGGAUGACUUAUUAAAAAAGAAAAAAAAAUGCC
This is a messenger RNA of Rana temporaria (common frog), 3538 nucleotides long. It is a transcript of the gene PPTC7, whose product is annotated as protein phosphatase targeting COQ7. The coding region runs from base 259 to 1152 and encodes 297 amino acids. The record is from RefSeq and is a predicted model, not a curated record. NCBI's taxonomy places the organism in Eukaryota, Metazoa, Chordata, Amphibia, Anura, Ranidae. The transcript has 6 exons.